Molecule: messenger RNA, 1170 nt
Organism: Periconia digitata
Lineage: Eukaryota; Fungi; Ascomycota; Dothideomycetes; Pleosporales; Periconiaceae
Source: the annotation of a GenBank genome assembly
AUGGUCUUCUUCGUCGCUGUAGCCCUCUUUGUCUUGAGUACCAUUGCUGCAGCUUACACCACCGUUAGCGACGACACACUCAAAGGCUUCCCGGCUCCUGGACCCGAGUUUGAUAUCAAAAAGGGCUCCAUUCUCGCCCCGAUCCUUCGCACACGGGUGUCGGGCACCGAAGGCAACGUUGCUGUUCGUCAGCAUCUGGUCGAUUUCAUAAAGACGCAGUUGCCCGAGUGGAGAAUCGAGCUUCACAACUCUACUUCCACCACCCCUAUUAGCGAUGGAAAACAAGUGCCUUUCGUCAACAUCAUUGCCACACGAGACCCGCCGAAUGCAAAGGUUGGAGACGUGGGCAGGUUGGCGCUGGUCGCCCACUACGACAGUAAACUGCAACCCGAGGGCUUCAUUGGAGCCACGGACAGCGCUGCACCUUGCGCCAUGAUCCUGCAUACAGCGCGAAGCAUCGACAAAGCCCUGACCAAGAAGUGGGAGGCUAUGGCUGAUGAUAUGGACACGCUGGACGAACCCAAAGGCGUGCAGCUUCUGUUACUAGACGGGGAGGAGGCGUUUGUUGCAUGGACGGCAACAGACAGCAUAUACGGGGCUCGCGCUCUAGCAGAAGACUGGGAAACCGCUUACCAUCCCGCUACAUCCACUUACCAGACACCGCUCGAUUCAAUAGACCUGUUCCUCCUACUCGAUCUCCUGGGUGGCGCUAGCCCUGUUGUUCCAUCAUACUUCAAAACUACACACUGGGCGUACAAACAUAUGGCCGAGUUGGAACAUCGAAUGCGCGAUCAAGGCUUGUUCAAAUCGUCACCAAAUCAUGCUUCCAAGCUGGCAAAGCGCAACAACAAGAAACGCAAAGAGCCUUACUUCUUGACCGAACUCGAAAAGGCCGAUACCGCUUACUUCCUGGGAGGGGCGAUUGAGGAUGAUCACAUACCUUUCAUGGCCCGUGGUGUUGAAAUAUUACAUAUGAUACCUUCACCUUUCCCCACCCAAUGGCAUAACAUUGAGGAUGAUGGAGAGCACUUACACAUGGAGACUGUUGAAGAUUGGACAAGGCUGGUUACGGCAUUUACUGCCGAGUGGAUGGAAUUGGAAGGGCAUUUUGACUCCAAAGUGCAAAAGAGGACGAUAUCUGAGGACAAAUCGGAAUUUAUGAUACCCUAG